AUGCCCACCUUCGGAUUCUGGCGCAGCGAAGAAAACCCCUCCAAACCCAAGAAAAAACACCACCAACGACCCCCGCCAAAAAUCAUCUCCAUCCGCUCAAAACUGCACCCCGUAUUCCACGCCCCAGGCGUCAACGUCUCUCCUCAAAACCACUAUUCCACACACGCGAUUGAGGUGCUUAAGGAGGGGAAUUGGGAGAGUUUGCCCGUGGAACAGUUUAGGGAGAGGCAUGUUGAAGUGAAGAAGGUUGGUGGAGGUGGGGAUUUUGAGGAUAAGAAACGUAGGUGGGAAAGAGGGGUUGAUAGGGCGACUCGACAUUUUGAUUAUUCGGGUGAUGCGCUUACUUAUAGGGAGACAUUGAAAGAGCUUGGUCCCAAACUUAGGCUUUCGUCAGAAGCUAAACAAGCGAGAUAUUUAGAUAAGAUUAUGAAUGAUGUUGGGGCGGCUUUGUAUUCUAAACAUGAAGAGCCAAGGAAAAUUUUAGAUAAGUAUAGACGAAGAGCAAAAUGCUCCGCAUCAUCUGUUCUCAAUACGAAUAUAGCAUCUUGCAUUUACAAAGAUGGAAUUACAAGUGAAUGCUUCCUAGAACCUCUUGCCCGCGGGUUAUGA
This is a messenger RNA of Sclerotinia sclerotiorum 1980 UF-70, 609 nucleotides long. RefSeq lists its product with no specific name. The record is from RefSeq and is a predicted model, not a curated record. Lineage: Eukaryota; Fungi; Ascomycota; Leotiomycetes; Helotiales; Sclerotiniaceae. The transcript is spliced from 4 exons. Bases 1 to 609 code for a protein of 202 amino acids.